GUUAACGCCGAGACGCUUCGCCGUCGUUGUCGCAUGAUUCCUCGAGCUCUACUACUUACUCCGCGCGCUUGUUGCUUAUUUGUUUUUAAUACUCUCUUAAAACGUUGUGGUGUUUCAGUGCGCCGUCUUUUAUUCUUUGUGACUGACAUUUAUUGAAGGAGAUGUUUUUUCACAGUUGAGUUGGAUUACAUACAGUGGAUAAAUAGAGGAUUAUUAAGCAUAGACGUUAUUGUAACAAUAUGACGUAGCAGAAACACACGGAAGGAAGUAUCAGCAGGAGCGACUUUGGGAAGCAAUUUCAUCCCGGAGAUGUGAGGAGGGGAGCUGCUGGCCGUGCUGUCGUUAUUUGCUCGAAGGGACCGCGGCGAGAAAGGGAGAAAAAAUAUAUAUUCGCUGAGCGAACUAAAGAAAGAGAGAGAGAGAGAGCGUGAAGUCGCAGAUAAGAAUGACGAAUUAACGGUCGGCCGCGAAUGGAUGUCGCGCUGUAAAACGGUCAGCCACGUCAGAGGGCGGAGGAGGUGGAGCAGUAACGGCUAAAGGAGAACGGCGAUCGGACAUUGUUCUCCAGCUGCGCCAACCACCGACGCUCGCGGAAAAGCGGAUGUCCACGCCGUAUAAGCACUCCAGCAGACGUGGAUGGCUCGCGCCACGCCAGAGCUUGGCUGCUGAAAAUCGAGAUUGCUGCUUUUACAACGGGCUCUCAUCGACGCGUCAAGGCGUGACGUUCGAGGAUGGCGGACCACGAGCGUAUCAGAUUGGUGGUGCUCGGAGGCGCGAGCGUGGGCAAGAGUGCCAUUAUUCGGCGGCUUCUCGGCCAAGGAUUCAGCGACAGAUAUCGGGCUACAGUCGAGGAUCUCUACUCCAGAGAAUGUAUUCUCGGCACACUCACUAUCAAGGUUGAUCUGCUCGAUACGGCCGGUGACCAGCAAUUCCCGGCGAUGCGUCGACUGAGUAUAGCGACGGCCCACGCCUUUCUACUGGUUUACUCGACCUGCUCGCUGGCGAGCUUCGAGUGCGUCAAGCGAUGCUUCGAAGAGGUCAGAGAGCAGAGGGCUGACUUUCAGGAGGUGCCGAUAGUGAUAGCCGGCAACAAGCUUGAUCUGUCGUUAGCUCAUCGCGAGGUGCCGAUCGAAGACGUGAGCGAAUGGCUGUAUUGCGAAUUGCCAAAACUCCGAGCCAAAGUGAUCGAGUGCUCGGCCAAAGAUGAUUACAAUAUCAAGGAGGUCUUUCGAUGCUUCGUCACGCUGUCGAGAAUUGUGCCGAAAAAUCCGACUGGCGAGACCGACGAGUCGGGGCUGAGGAGACGAUGCUCCGCUUACGGCUCGCGAAGGUACACACUUGUUGAUUUUUUUACAAGGCCAGGCAGUCCAAGUCAUUCGGGUAGCCCGGGCAGUCCGAAACAAGUUUUGGCAGCACAAGGCUCGAGCGUGGUGGCCGUCGCGGAAGAGGUAAAAAGUAAGCCGCGCAGCAGAAGUCUAAUCAGGCGAGCUUCGCGCAAGACCAAACAACAGAUACGCGACGCCCACGCCGAGGACUGCAACAUCUCGUAAAGACUUUGUCUGAUUACGCACUUGGCUACUUUCUUUACUUUUUUACGGCCAAAUUACCCGUUCGUUUUAUUUUUGACCAAGAGAGGCAAUUGCUACUUGUAAUAUAUAUGCGGUUAUUCGGAAAUCGCUUCCACUUAAUGAUGCCCAAUACAACUGUAAAAGUGUGAUAUUGAACGUAUACAUCAAACCACUUUCACGGGUUUUUGUGCACCCUGGCAAUAUAGUCGGUCUUCAACUAUCCGAUCUAUAUAUUAUAGAGUUAUUAUUACGUUUGAAAAAGCUCGAUGCGACAAAAAUAAUGCAUCUGUCUAGUGUUAGAGAAUAUAUAAGCAGCGCGCCAACUCAUUAAUGUGCAUAUACGAUACUUGACAUCAUCACUCAGUCCGUCGCGACUCCAAUUUAUAUGCAAAAAUCCCAGACAAAUGGGACGGACAAUAUUUUUAUAGUCAUGGGCAUAUUUCACAUUUUACAGGGUCUUCAGCCAUAUAUAGUCUCGCACGCCGUUUACGUCGAAAAAGCUUAUAUAACCUUCCGAUUUUCUUUUUUUUUUCCCCGGUCGCGCGAGAAAAAUAAUGCGACGCAAAGAAUCUCGCAAGGAAACGCAACGGUUAACAAUGUAACGAAAACAGGAUAAUUAACGGAUAGUUGGGGAGGAAAAAAAGCCACAAAAGAAAGCACGCACUCGCAGAAUUGGAGGUGCGGGGCAACGGAAAUGAAGAGCGAUCGCGAAAAUUGAAGAGGAAAAGGCCGCGUUCCGUUCAUUUUUCACCUCGCGGGCUUGUCUUUUUCUUCCUCUCUCCUCGGCACGGCCUCCAUUCGUCGAUCUCCCUUUUUCUUUUUCGAAUUUCGCCCCUGCCAUCUCGCCCUCCGCUAGCCCAGCGAUUACCAAGUUGCCAAUGUUAAUUUGCAGUUACUGCAAAACACACUUCGCGCAGGCUUUCAGUUGCCAAUUUUAACUUUUGCUAACAUCAAGUUGAUCUUCAUUAGCGAAAAUGAAAUAAUACAAAGACUAUGGGAUUUAAUGUUAUUCGAAUGUCACGGUUCUCAUUGUUGACUGUUAGCUCGUGUAGUUAAAAAUUCCGUGCGCUCCGUUCGUACGGAAAAUUAGUCCUAAUUUCAAAGUGUUAGGAACUACAUUACGUUUGCAAAUGUUCGUCGAAUAUCAUGAAAGACAAACGAAAGCCCAAUAAUUCAGUACGCGUUGAACGCUAAAUGUUUGUGAAAUCGAUGAUAUCUCUUGAUUUCAAAUUAAUUAGAUGAGGAUAUGCAAGACAAAUUAUUUCACGUAUUGAUCUCAAUUGGUUGGCUCUGUAUUGGUAGCAUGGCGACGGAAGCCUUAAAAUACCAUUGCUAAUGAGAUCCAAACAGGAUGCUGGGAUAGCGAUAGAGCGGAGCUAAUUAAUGAUAUAUCUCAAUUUGCUAGAGCGACGAUCAUCACCCAACGAGCGUAUUCGGCCAUUAUCAAGACAAGAUGUCAUUUCGAGCGUCGGCAGGGCUCUCGCGAUCGUAUAAACUCAUUGCGCACAGCUCGUAUGAGCUUAGCGCGAAAAGACCGUCCCCGCACUCUCGGCGUUCCGUCGGAUAUCGUUUUAUCGACCGACCUUGACUUGCCGGUUCCAACUUGUGUUUGCCAACGGAAUCCGCCGAAGCGGCGUUAUUACGCUACACGCCAGUGCAUGGUGCAACCUCGCUUUGCUCCGGCAUUCAAUUUCGUCAACGGCUUUCUUUUGCCAAUGGCGAUUAUCGCGGCUGUGACGCUAACCGGAUGAUAUGCUAAUUAUGGGAAAGCAACAUAAAACAUUUUUAAUGUUCUUGAAACAUUUUGAUCAAUAACAAAGUAAGUCCGCGGAGAAAGUUGAUUAAGCAUAAAACUAUCGGAUGAAGCACUAUAAAUAUGCAUGAAUAUCUUACAUAGCAGCUCGAAUGCUAUAAAUAGUGUUUUCUCAUUAACGGUAAACUGUCUGAGCAUCCCACAUUUAUAAAUGGGUUCUCGUUAUACUUUGCGCGUCACUGCGGCAGCACCAACGUACCCCGCAUCAAUAUUGACUAUUUGCGUACACUUUAGUCGUACAAAUAUGACUAACGCUGUUGGUAACAAACUUUAAAAACUUUUAAAACAUUCUAUAGGGAUAGAAAUCGUGGCACGCAAGUUAAACGGAUAAUCUUAUUCACUGCUAUAUUCACGUAUAUGAGUACAAGAGCCGUCCCACAUCUUUACAAGUACAUAAAAUAUCAUUGUUGAAAUGUAAACAAUGACGGUCUUAGACGUGUAAUAGAUGUUAAUUUAUUUGAUAAAAAAUUAUUGUAUAUUACGUAGAAGUCAUAAUGAUGGUGAAACCUUUGACGACGAUACCGACUAUUUCAACCAGUGUGCACACAAAUCGCAUUGAAACCUAUAUAAAUUUGUAGCUGUUGAAAAUAUUUUAAAGUUUAUUGUACGUGUAUGUAUGAAGAGAAUAUUCCGUAAAAAUUAUAUAUCCACUAGAGUGAAAGCUGGAGUGGAGCGUAUGGAAAGUGUUAGUUGUUUUGUAAUGCAGCAGCGUAGAGCUGAUAUGUCAGUCAAAUGCACAUCGAUUUGAAAGUGUAGAAUUUCUAGAUAUAUUAGGUGUAUAACGACAACUUCUUACAAUUAUAUUGAAUGAAAAGUUCAAUGUUCAGUUGGUUGUCGAUUCGUAAAUGCAUAAUUAUCAUCGAUCAAACAAUAAUAUCCUCAUUUUUCUAGAAAGUAAACAGAAAAAUAGGCGAAAAAAUAUUUUGUUGUAUCUAUAUAAUUUUCGUUGAAAAAAUUAAACUGAUAUAUCGUAUGAAUAAAUUAAUUUUCUCGAUUUUUAAGUAUCGAGUACGUAUCAAAUGUAUACCACAAACCAAAAAUAUGAUUAUUAGAUAACAAUAUACACACAUGCGAUGAAAACUAUAAAAAAAAUUGUUUUUUUGAAGUCUAAAAUUGGAAACAUUUAAUUUCUUCGCUACAGUUUCUGGCCUUUUCUCUCUCUCUCUCUCUCUCUCUCUCUCUCUCUCUCUCUCUCUCCCUCUUUAUUUAAGUUAUACAGUGACGGAAAUGCUCCCAAACAUUAGAAAAGUCUCUAAGAACAAUUUUAUUCAACAUCGUUAAAUCACUGGCCAUCCGCUGAAAAUCAUUAAAACUAAAGUCAAGUAUUUUAGAAAUCUCAAAAUAGCUAAGUUUCCGGAUACGCAUGUAUAGCACAUGCGAAAAUACUUGACUUCAAUUAAAGAUAUCUCGAUGAGAAAAAAAGAUAUCUCAAACAUUAAAAAUUAAUUUUGAAAAAUAACGAUAAACCUUUCAAAUGGUUCGUCCCGUUUUUAGAAAAAAAAAUUUUUUGGUAAUGCUACGUGACCUCAAAUAUAGCAAAAAUGACUAUUUUCGCCUCUUUAAGUUAGGAUAUCUAAAAAACCUAACGUGAUGGACAAAAUCUAACUUUGAAUUCGAAUUUUACGCAAAAAAUUUUUUCGGAAAUGAUCUUUAACUGGCCAAGAACAAAAUCAUGAAGAUCUGUGUUUUUUUUUUAUAAAGUAUCAAAUUUAAUCUCUUAAUUUUUUUAUCCACAUUUCUUCUAAAACAUACUAAAAAUAGAUAUCAGCUCUAGGUUGUGAAUAAAAGUAAGUAAUCCUUAAUUUUAGUGUUUUUUAUUUCAUGUACAGUGAUACUAAAAUGACGAAAAAAAUGGUUUCUCUAAAUGUUCUAAUAGGGAUAUUUUCCGCCACUAUACAUCUUAAAUAAGGAGAAAAGGAGGCCGGAAAUUAAUCCUUGAGAAUAUAAUUUUUCGAUACUCCGUGCGCAAAGUGCGUCUUUCCCGCACGCUCGGCAGAAAACGUGCGUUGAAAAUCGCACUUUCCACACGUCGUAUCAAAAACUACGGUACGGCACAUGUUCGGGACUCGCACUCGCUUCGCUCGGGCGUAAACGCCACACGAGACAAGAAUCUACUUUCCCGCACUUGUAUCGUAAUGUACUAUUUUUCAAUUCUAGACUCCAAAAAAGCGUAUUUCUUUCAUAGAUUUCAUGAUAUAUUAUUAUAUAAAUAACGGUAAGUCCUGUAAAGUGAAUUUCUCAUACCAGGGAGACUUGGAGUUUCUAUGUAUUUUUAUUAUAAGUUGUAAUAAGAUUAUAUAAACGUUAUAUAGAACUGUAAAAAAUGAUACUGUUUUGAUAUUUGAAUAACUGUGUGAGCUUAAUAUCAAUUCAACUUGGGGAACUUAUUCAUGUGUGGACGUGAAAUUUAAAAGUCGACUUAUAUGGAUACCUUUCUUCAAGAAGUUUUAUUGUGGAAAUGGAAACAAAAAAAGAAUUUCCAAAGUAGUGUAUCAAAAAAUAAAUAAAAUUUAAAAAUAGUUUUGUUAUAUUGUAAUAUUAUAUAAUAAUACAUAAAUAUUGUGCUUCUUCAUACCUUAUAAAGUAUGUCUAAGUCAUAUCUUAAUUAAAAAUUUGUACUCGUAUUGUUAUUAUAGUAAUAUUUUAAGAUAUUGUGACAUUUUAUAUAAAAGUACAGUAAAUUUAUUUUAUAAAGUUUUCGGAGCGGUACCACGAAUAUUUCACACGAAAAAUCAAAAAGAUGCUAGUCUUUAGUUAAUUAAACAGUUUUCAUACUAACGAAUCUUCUGUAUUUUAAAGUAAGAUAUAUCCGGUGACUCUUCAAUAGAUAAAUUGGUGACACUGAUCCAAACGUUACAAACGUACCUAAUCAAAUAUUACUACCAAUAAAUAUAUAAACUGGAAAAAUAAUUUUUCGUAUAACAAUAGGCAACACUCUUUCAGCAAAUUUUUCUACGCGUGAGGACCACUAGCUACAUACUGAACGAAUAAACCUAACUAUUGUUAUUUAUUAACUAUUGUAUUUAUUAAAGUACCUUUAAUAUUCCAAUCCUUUCAAAAUAUAGUAGGCUAAUAACAUAUAAUGAAAAGAUUUAAGUGAAUACUGCAUACAAUAAAAUUGGCUGAUCUACCUAAUUUGAAUUGACUUAAACAAAAGAAACUAACUCUUCAAUAAGAAUAUUAAGUCUAUAGCUGUCUGUAUCUACAAGAGAAAAUUAUAUGCAAUUGAUUGUGUGAAAAACCAAAACGAAAAACUAUUUGUAAUUGUAGUACAUGUUAAAUUAUUUUCCGAAUGUGAGAAUCGACAAAUAUUUUAAAAUAAUAAUACCUAGUACUUAUAUCUACCAUUUGUUGUAACAUAGAUUUCAUUAUUGCAAAAGUUAAAAACUGAAAAAAACAUAAAUAGUGUUUUACUGUCUUUCUCUUUUCCUUCGACUUUCGUAAGCGAGCACUAUAAGCUUUCUAUAAGAUUUUUGCACGAGUAGAUCCCUUUCCAAAUUUGGAUUGGAAUCGAAAAACAUUGCUGAUUGAAAUAUGGUACGACAAAGAUGAUUUCUUGAAUGACAAUUUAAUUGGAUUGACAUGAUUGUUUUUGCUCGAAAUAUAUUUUGUAUUUCAUAAUUCAUUCAAACCAAAAGAAAUAUUUUUUGCCUUGUUUUCGUAUGAAGCUAAAAUUCAUUUACGAAGGUAUCUAAAUUUCACUAACCGUUUUUAACAAAAAAAAAACUUUCCAUUGCAAGGCGUAUCGCCGUAAAAAAUAAUAUAUGUUUGUGGAAACUGGUUCAAAACUACUCAAAGAUUUAGUUUUCCAUUAAAUUAAUAAAUUAUCGAAUAUGUAUAUCGAUAUUUUAAAGAAUACAGUAUAACAAGGCUUACAAGAUAAUGUUGUACAAUAGGUAAACAAAGAUUUUUGUACAAUGAGCUGCAGCAAUGAUAAGAAAUAGUUAAGUAUUGAGCCGCUAUCGGACCCUUGUUAAUUUCCUGUCUAUUGUGGUAGUGAGAGAAUCUUGCCCCUCACGUCGAAACCGUCGCGCAAGCCCCGAGCAACUCGGGCGCACAUACCUAUAUUCCAAGCUGUAUUAUACAUUGUUUGUCGAAACAAUAAAAUGAAAGACGAAAAGUGAUUUAAAUACAUCAAUAAAGACAUUUUAAAUAAGAAACUUGCUACUGACAUCUUUUCAUUACCUUACCAUCAAUGUCUUAAUUAAUUGAUAUUUUCAAAGCCUAUUUCACUGUCAAUGUUAGAAUCGAUUAACACAUUGAAUAUCUGAUGCUUUAAUAACUAUCUAAAUAUAGUUUCAUUAUUAUAACUUUUGCUAUGU
Molecule: messenger RNA, 7703 nt
Organism: Phymastichus coffea
Lineage: Eukaryota; Metazoa; Arthropoda; Insecta; Hymenoptera; Eulophidae
Product: GTP-binding protein Di-Ras2
Exons: 7
Coding region: 732-1550 (272 amino acids)
Molecular function (GO): GTP binding; GTPase activity
Source: RefSeq, a predicted model, not a curated record